GAUAUCGCGCAUCGCGGUUCGCGACAUUCGCCGUACUAGCUGCACAGCCACUGAGUUUAAGUCAAACCACUCUGCUCUGCAAUUUGGAAGGAAAGUGAUUGACAGACCAGAAUUGAUCUGUACGAAGGUAUACUUUUCUACAAGUAGUGGACUGCAUCACCAUUUAGCACGAAAAAUUCCCGAAAAAAGGUCAUGAUGGAUGGAAUGGAAGACAGUUCAGAUCUUCUUUCAGAUGAACAAAGCAAGGGUAGGUCCGAUACCGUUGAUCUGAACCUAGAUACAUCUUUGGUCGUGGACAUUUCAGAUGCUUUAAGUGAGAAGGAAAAAGUGAAGUUUACAGUUCAUACAAAGACCACCCUGCCAUCAUUCAGUGACAGUGAGUUUUCAGUCCAGCGUGAGCAUGAAGAAUUUGUAUGGCUUCACACAAUGUAUGUAGAGAACGAGGAUUACGGUGGCAUCGUGAUUCCUCCUGCCCCUCCAAGACCAGACUUUGAUGCUUCCAGGGAAAAACUCCAGAGACUUGGAGAUGGUGAAGGCACAAUGACCAAGGAAGAGUUCACUAAGAUGAAGCAGGAGCUUGAAGCAGAGUACCUGGCCACAUUUAAGAAGACUGUUGCCAUGCAUGAAGUUUUUUUGCAGCGGCUAGCUGCACACCCAACUCUUCGAAAUGAUCACAACUUCAAGGUAUUCCUGGAGUAUAAAGGAGAGUUGAAUGUUCGUGGAAAAAACAAAAAAGAGAAGUUUGGAAGUCUUGUCAAGUUUGUCACAAAGUCUGUUGAUGAAGUUCUCGUUUCCGGUCAAAAGGACGUGGAUUCCUUCUUUGAACAUGAAAAGAACUUCCUAGUUGAGUACCACACAAAGGUGAAGGAUGCUACUACUAAAUCAGAUAGAAUGACGAGGUGCCACAAAGACGUUGCAGCAGCCUAUAUUAAAAUAUCAGGGGGACUACUUGGCCUUGCUACUGCAGAAAAGACAGACUUGGAUAAAUUCUUCAUAAAAGUUUCAGAAUCUCUGGAAAAAAUCAGGAAACUUGAGACAAGGGUGGCGUCAGAUGAAGACCUUAAACUUUCUGAUCUUCUACGCUACUAUAUGAGAGAUUCUGCUGCAGCAAAGGAUCUGUUGUACCGCAGGAUGCGUGCACUUGUUGACUAUCAGUCUGCAAACAAAGCAUUAGAGAAAGCACGAGCAAAGAACAAGGAUGUGCAGCAAGCUGAGAUGAAACAACAAGAAUCGUGUGACAA
This is a messenger RNA of Patiria miniata (bat star), 1241 nucleotides long. RefSeq names its product sorting nexin-6-like (gene snx6). Gene Ontology annotation, molecular function: phosphatidylinositol binding. NCBI's taxonomy places the organism in Eukaryota, Metazoa, Echinodermata, Asteroidea, Valvatida, Asterinidae. The record is from RefSeq and is a predicted model, not a curated record.